Messenger RNA from Empidonax traillii (willow flycatcher), 1487 nucleotides. It is a transcript of the gene CDC42SE2, whose product is annotated as CDC42 small effector 2. The coding region runs from base 672 to 926 and encodes 84 amino acids. Gene Ontology annotation, biological process: regulation of Rho protein signal transduction. The transcript is spliced from 7 exons. The record is from RefSeq and is a predicted model, not a curated record. Gene Ontology annotation, molecular function: small GTPase binding. Lineage: Eukaryota; Metazoa; Chordata; Aves; Passeriformes; Tyrannidae. Gene Ontology annotation, cellular component: plasma membrane.
ACCGCCCAGGUCGCCAUCUUCGCCCCCGAGCUCGCCUCGGACGCCGCCGGCCAGGCCCCCCGGGAGCCACCGGGAGCCUGCGCCGCGCCCGCCCGCUGCAUGUGACGGCCGGGCGGCAGCGGCCUCCUCCUCCUCCUCCUCCUCCUCCUCCUCCUCCUCCGCUGAUCUCGGCUGCGUCCUCCGGCGCGGCGGGGAAGGGGGCGCGGGGCGCCCGGCAGCGGGACACGGCGGUGCCGGGGCGCGGCGGGCAGACAAAGGAGCGGGCGCCGCCGUGGGCAGCGGCCACGAGAACGUGAAGCUCUGUGACUUUGAAGCUGGAUAUGCAUUAAACUAAUUGGGGAUCUCUUCACUGAAUAACUUGCUGCUUAAAGAAACGACUAGAGUAACUGAAGUUGGGAAAGUCAGGUUCAGAUAACGCUAGGGACCAAAGAAGCCUAUAUAACAUUUCUGUGGUGCUGGGAUCAACCUUCUGAAAGAAGACUAAAAUAACUUUUGCCUUCAAGCUGUUUGUCCUGGGACUGACUGGUCUUUGGAGAAGAGCUCAACAGAAAGAAAGAUUUUCACAUUGGAGCCAUUAUAAACCCGUUUGAAGAACUUGCUAUCAUCUGCAGACAGACUUAGAAAGGUUGAGUCGUGCAUUUCAUCUGUCUUUCCACUUCAGACUGUAAACAAUGAGUGAGUUUUGGUUGUGUUUCAACUGCUGUAUUGCAGAACAGCCUCAGCCUAAAAGACGACGGCGGAUUGAUCGGAGCAUGAUUGGGGAGCCAACAAACUUCGUCCACACAGCUCAUGUAGGAUCAGGGGAUCUAUUCAGCGGGAUGAAUUCGGUCAGCUCGAUUCAGAACCAAAUGCAAUCCAAGGGAGGCUAUGGAGGUGGCAUGUCUGCAAAUGUUCAGAUGCAGCUUGUAGAUACGAAGGCAGGAUAACCUUGGGGAUAAUUUUCCAGUUUAUGUGAAUUCCUGUGUCUUCUUUCCUGUGUCCUCUCUUUUGCCUUGGUGACUGCUUUCUGUGCUCAUGACAAGAGAAGUGAUGGCUCAUUGUUCACCCUUUGUGAUUAGUCCAGUGAAAAGUUGCUGUUUUGCUCUGAUGAUGCCAUUUAUCAGAUUGGUCCAACUGUGCCUUUCAGUGGCAUGCACGCAUUGGCCUCUACCAGUAUCAUGGACGUAGAGCUGUUUAGGAUUGGUUUUCACUUUUUUUUUGUUUGUUUUAAGGCAAAAUUAAAGCACCAACCUUAGCUUUCCUCAUUGCUCACAAAUACUAAUGCACAACAUUGUGUUGCUUUAUAGUAUUUUAAUCUUUUUCUCCACUCAAGUAAUUUAGAAAUGAAUGAGUUUUCCAUUAAUGUCUUCAAUACCUAACGUUCAUACCCAUUUUUGAAAGGUCUGGGACCUGCAAGCACAAGUAAUUAUUUCAUACAAAAAUCAACAGAGUAGAUGACCGCAUGCUUUGUGAGGUUGCUUUGUAUGGUGGCCUGCUUGGUGCUAAAA